Drosophila santomea is the source of this 2329-nucleotide messenger RNA. RefSeq lists its product as uncharacterized. The transcript is spliced from 5 exons. The record is from RefSeq and is a predicted model, not a curated record. Gene Ontology annotation, molecular function: molecular adaptor activity. Lineage: Eukaryota; Metazoa; Arthropoda; Insecta; Diptera; Drosophilidae. The coding region runs from base 148 to 1956 and encodes 602 amino acids. Gene Ontology annotation, cellular component: glutamatergic synapse; postsynaptic specialization. Gene Ontology annotation, biological process: signaling.
AACCGCUGUACACCAAGCAAUUUUUUUUGGCUUUCAGAAAUUAGUAAAUUGUUUCUUGAAGACUUGACUUGGCACGUAGAUUUCCUUUCGUUAAAGUCACUCUUUACUUUGUGAUAUGGGACCGAAAUAGGUUGAAGCGCAAUUUUCAUGGAUCGCAGUCUGGACUCUAUUGGUAGCUGUUCCCUGGAUGUAGACGCAGAUUCUUCCGACAUAUCAGAUACCAGUGGGAGCCUGAACUUCCUAACGCCGCUCUCAGUAAGGGACAUCACACGCGAAUUUACUGGCAACCUUCGGGAGCGCAGUGUUCCUAACUUGCCUCACCAGCCUCAGCACAAAUUCCCCGCAUACGUCAAAUCCAGAUCGACAGAGCUGGAGCACAUGGUGCUGGUACCCGCAAUUGAGGAGUCCGACCGAGAGCCGAGCUCCAAUGAUUUUGACCAGACUUCUACAGGAAAUUCACAAGAAGCUCCCGAAAAGAAGCCGAGCUAUUUAAACCUGGCUUGCUGCGUUAACGGUUAUUCCAAUCUGACCACAUACGACUCUAAGAUUCGGCAGGAUAUAAACAAGUCACGUGAGGUUUCCCCGAUUCGACCCUCCACCAGCAGUCUACAGUACUGUAAGCGCAACCACUUUCUAGCGACUCCAACUCUGCACAGCAUGCCUUCUCCGGCAAGCAAGUGCAAACCCAUCGAGCCUAACAACAACAGCAACGACAGUAUCGGGAAUUUCAGUUCGGUUUCUGGUCAUACCAAUGGAAAUGGCAGUUUCAUCAAGCAACGGGUGGAGCGACUUUACGGGCCGGGUGCAUUAGCCCAGGGUUUCUACAGCCCCAAAAAGCACGGCCAGUCAUCGUAUGCAGCAGGGCGAUCGGAAAGGGGACAAUUAGAGAUCGAUUCUCCGCAAGGCUCCGAACUGGCUCGGAAAUUCAAGCAGCUCUCCCCCAGUAAAGACUAUGGAGAGUUCCGAAAGAAACUUGAAAAAAAGUGCUCUCAGAGUACCACGUCGCGGCUAGACGAGUCGUUGCACUCAUCACUGUUAAACGGAGAUCUUGACCUACCCGUUUUUAGGCACCUCAGUCAAGAGUUCCGCGCCCAGUUGCCUACUGUGUCACCAAAAAGGGGUGCUCCUCGAUCUAACGUGGCCCCAGAGGUACUGCUUGUAAAUAACGAGUCAGGUACAGUUCCUGGUCCCGCAGAUGAAGUCGACCACGAGUCCAUAAAAAUGGCCAAACUAGCGUCAGAAAAAUACGUCAGCACUUCCAAUAUUUUUGUUGAAGCUGUUGUUAGAGAUGGAAAUUUCUUUCUAAAAAUACUAAAAGAGGAACAAACCCGUCUGUUGGUGCUAGCCGCUCUUGCUGAAAAAUAUGCAGACGCCUUGUCUACAAAUCCAGAUAUCACCGAGGAUAUCUUUGGGCUAUUGCGAUCAGCGUCGGGUAAGGCACGUCUUUUGGUGGCGCAGAAAAUGAAACAAUUCGAAGGUCUUUGCCACAAUAAUCUGAAUCGCUCACCGGAGGACAAGUUUCCAACAACUCUGGAUGAUUUACAAGGAUUCUGGGAUAUGGUUUAUUUGCAAGUAGAGCACGUGGAUUCCAUUUUUGCUGAUAUCGAGCAACUCAAAAGUAACGACUGGAAGGUUAAAGCUCAGUCCGUGGCUGACGAACACGAUUUGGACACCGUACCUAGUAAAGCAAAAAAAACUUCAAAAAUCGGUGUUCUGCAAGUGAAAACAUUCGGAAAGCCAUCCAGCGUUCGUGUAAAUGGAUCGGCAGCUCCCCCACCUAACUCUGCAGCAGCAUUAAAAAGGGAGGCCCAGAGAAAACUACUUCUAGAGAUGAAACGUCAGCGUCGCGAGGCUAUGACCGCAGCGGCCAAACUAAAUCCGAAAGAUGUUGAUGGUGACUUACCGGGAAUAAUUGGCGAUAGUUGUGCUAUUCCUGGCGUAAGCAACGGAAGUUAAAUAAUGCUCACUGCAAAUAGCAACACAUGCUUACUAAUUAUAAAUAUAUUUUUAACUAACGUGUACCCCACAAAAGCAUACUUAAAUUUAUAGUUAUUUCUAGUUGAAUUAAUCAUUUACUAGUCCCAACUAAAAUUGUGUCGGAACUUCGUAUUGAAAUCUGUCACAAAGCGUCUAAUAUCUAGGAGAUAUCGAAGUAUUGCGACUUACCUAAAGUUGUUCAUAAAUAUUGCCUUAUCCGCGAAAGAUUUCGCUAAUUAAUCAAUUUGCUGUGCACAUUAUGUAAUUAAAAAUUUAAAUUUCUUUAUUACAUAUACAAAAGACAUUUAUUCACGUUUUAAAUUAUCUAAGUACAUUAAAAGGAAACACAUCA